This is a messenger RNA of Klebsormidium nitens, 3735 nucleotides long. NCBI's taxonomy places the organism in Eukaryota, Viridiplantae, Streptophyta, Klebsormidiophyceae, Klebsormidiales, Klebsormidiaceae. The record is from the annotation of a GenBank genome assembly.
CUGCAUUGGUCGACUGUCCAGCCUUGGUUGCGGUCGCUUGCGGAUUGGGCAAUGGCAAUUUGGCAUUGAAGUGUUGAUGCCUUCAAGCGUUCAGUGCCGGUAGCUAUAUGGUGCUUCCAUGGCAUUCAAGGCGCCUCUGCAAGUCCUUAUCGCGCUCGGGGAAUAGCUGUAUUGCUGUCGCAUGUUAGCAUUUGACAGUUUGUGAACCUGGAUAAUUGUCUGAUGGACACUUCUGUCUGAAUAGAGGUUGCUUUAUCAAACAGUCAGCUUGAAACGUUGACAGAAUCAUAGACAGACUUAUACGUCUUCAGCAAGCUGGUGAUUGGCUCAGUACCCUAGCUAUAUGGAAGUGGUCCCAGUGCAGUUGCUCGUAUGAGUUGCCACAAUCAUAUUGUUGCGCCGAGCGACUGAUACUAUCCGGUGAAGGCCCAGGUUUGCGCUGUUCACUUUCUAUCUGGGGUCCCACCCCCGGCAAAAGGUGAACAAGCUGUGUGUGAGAAGCUAUGGGGAGGGGAUGUCAAUUCUGAGCGAGAUGGACAACAAACAGAGGCAACCGAAAGAACCACCUGUUUCGGACGGCAAUCCCCAGGAGUUGUGGCAGACCCUUCAGCACUUGAAGGCGCAGUACACUGAAAGGCUCAAUGAUGUCAAACGGACAACCAUCUCUGAGCUUGCAAAGCUCUCUAAUCAGGGAAGGCCCCAGCUUCAAGCAGAAUUGAAAAAGUGGAAGGGCUUUGCUGAAGAAGCUCUGACCAUACUUCAGGCCCCCGACCCAAAGACUGCUGCGCUUUUGAGGCAAUCACGCUUCCCAAAGGGCUCGGCUUAUUUGGAAAAGCAAUUGGAGAAGCCUCUCACUACCUGGGAGAACAGAAAGCGAACAUGGGCGAGUUGGCAACAGGCGGGGCGACAGGGAACAACACCUAGCCAGACCCAAACACCUUCGGACGGACAAGCGGUUGCAACAAAUGGGUUGCCAAGGCAGCAGCCAGAGCAGCACACACAGCGCCGGCCGCAGCAGGGGGGAUCAGGGGAGCGGCCACCAAACGUUCUUUCAGCCCGACCAGUUCCCCAGCCGCAAGCUGUCCCUCCUCAGGCGCAGAAGGCGGCUUCAAAAGACCACUUACUACUCAGCGAGCAAAGGCGGUUGCACUUACAAGCUCUGAAUAAGCAGGCCCCAGUGACGGCGCAACCGGCCCCCCCAAAGCAGGCGCAGCAGACUGCCCUGCAGCAGAGACAGCCGCUACAAGGCCCCGCGGUGGGGGCCAAGGGGCCGCAGCAGUCGACCUUGGACAGAGUUAUGCACGCUUUUGCGGUCAGAGCGAGCUUGAGCGUUGCGGAAUUCACUGAGAGGGUGCGAUCGAACCCUGCACUCAAGGAAAGGGUUAAGCUUGAGGUCAAGAAGCUCCAGCAACGCAUCGCGCAGGGUGCAAGCGCACAGGGCACUGCUGCGGCGACCGCUCCAAACUCCAAGGCGCCCCCCAAUAUCCCCUCGCUUCCAAACGUCAUCCCUCCAGCGACUUCGCCAGCAACGCAGGCGCCUCCAGCAACAAGCCCCCGGUCGGCGCUACCCGUCCCGCCACCUUCGCAGAUUCAGCCUCUUCCACCGCUCCCACCGCAAGUUGUCAAACAUUUGCAAGGACUGAGCUUGGAACAACUGCAAACCUGCAUGGCAAGGUUGAGAGAGAGGCUAGCCGACGAAGAAGAACUUCAAGAAGGAGCUCCGAUUGCUUCGAUCUUGGGGAGGCUCAGUCGGAUCCGCCUCUUACGUCAGCAGAUUGCUUUUUGUCAGCAGCGCGCAGAAAAGCUCGCGGGCCGCGAUGCGGCUGUGCCGACGCCCGGUGCAAAGGGGGCCGGGGUGAGUCCCUCCAACGUGAACGCGGCCACAAGAGGUGUGAACGGGGUCGGGAGGGGUGUCAACGGGUCAGUAAGAGGUCUGAAUGGGUCCGGAACAGGUGCGCCUACGGCCGGACAGGGUGCGAACGGAACCGGCAGAGGCGUGACUGGGGCCGGAAGAGCUGUACACGGGGUCGGAAGGGCUGUGAAUGCGGCCGGAAGAGGUGCGAAUGAGGGCGGAAGCGGUGUGAGAGAAGCUAGUGCUCCUUUACCCGGGGUUAGCGCUGACGGGGUUGGUGUAAACAGGGCAACUGGUGGAGGGUUCGCUGAUGGGGACGGUGUGAGAUGGGGCAGUGUGAAUGGGCAAGGCGGAGAAAAGACCCUCGCAAUGAGGAUGAGUGAAAUCGGGCGGGGUGUUAAUGGCGACAAGGCUCCUGAUGCUGGAGCGCGUGAGUCUGGCGCUGGUCGGGGCAAUGUGAACUGGAGCCGUGUGAAUGGGGCCAAUGUGAACAGGGGCGGUGUGAACGGUGCAAGUGGGGCGAAGCCCGCUAACCUCGGUGCGAACGGGGCAAGCCCGGAGGGUGCUACCGCACACGGUGUGAACGGGACCAGCCAAGGUCCGGCUGCCAUGAAAACUGGCGUUGACACUGGCCGGGCGGUGAUUCCUAGCGCGAACGGAGGCAUUGCGAACGGGGCUACUGCGACUGGAAGCGGUGUGAAUAGAGAAGGAGGGGUAAGGGCGGUCACGCCAGGCAGUGUGAACAGGCCCUGCCAGGGGGCAUCUACACCCGGACCUAUCCAAAUCAUGCCGCCAAUUCUACCGAAUUCGGGGAGCCGACGAGCGCCAACAAAAGCUGGGGGGCCCGCAGGCACGCCAAAUGUUACCCCCACGAAUGCGGCCGCGCAAGCAUCGGCGCAACCGUGUGCGCGCACGCUUCCGAAAUCUGUCAAAGUCUUCCGCACAGUGACGAUAAACGGGGAGGAAAAACGGGUGGAGACGGAUCCCCAGCAGAUUGCGUUGCUCUACCGGAGGUUGGCGGAGAGGCGUGCGGCCGGGGGGGCUCAGAGAUUGGCUCGGGACAGGGCCCCGGGGACAGGGCAGCAGGUCGAUGGGGCGGAGGGUUCGCCUCGGGAAGGGGAACCGGGGCCAGCGCAGCGCGUUGGGGGAGACGGGGAAGCACCGGUUGAGCGGAACAACAAGCGAAAGUUGUCAAGGACCGAGAUGGAAGUCAGGGCCCCCGAAGGGAGAGGGGGGGAGAGGUCGGGACAACCGGGGCAAAGGGGAGGUGCAUCUGGCCUGCCGUUGCUGCCCCGGUUGGACGAGGGUGGCCCUCCGGAAAAGAAGCUGAAGGCGCAGAUCGAGGAGCUGAGCGCGAGGCUGGGGGAUGCGGACGCGUACGCUGAUGGCCCCCCAAAGAUGGGAGAAACGCAAAAAGCAGUCCCAGAGUCAGCGUCCGCAGCCGGCGUGGGGCCCGAGGAAGGAACGUCACAGCGUAAACAGGACUGGCCGCCGAAGGCCGAUGCGGAUCUCAACGUAUGUGCAAUUUGCGAGGAAGAAUGGGACAACGAGCGCCGCAGAACUGUCAUCAUCCCUGGGCUGAACUACAAGUGCGGGCAUGCGCUCUAUUGCAACAAGUGUUUAGAGGAUUUUUUUGAAAGGAUGAGCGAAAAGGCAAAGACUGGGGCUUUUCAUUAUGAAUGUCCCAGCAAGUGUAAUCUAGGUCCGGAUAUGCCAAGGUUGAUGCCCGUAUUCAUCGGUUGCUAAGAAGAAUAAGAGUUUAGUGAUCUGCUUAACCGGCAACUUGCUUUGCUCUUAAUAAGGUGAUCGAUGAAAAUGUACACUUUCAUUCUCAAUACGAGAUGGCCAAAGCAUUGGCGCUUGCUGGAGUAAAAGGUUUGCAG